This is a messenger RNA of Priceomyces carsonii, 810 nucleotides long. Its product is annotated as class I SAM-dependent methyltransferase. Lineage: Eukaryota; Fungi; Ascomycota; Pichiomycetes; Serinales; Debaryomycetaceae. Gene Ontology annotation, molecular function: sterol 24-C-methyltransferase activity. The coding region runs from base 1 to 810 and encodes 269 amino acids. The transcript has a single exon. Gene Ontology annotation, cellular component: endoplasmic reticulum. The record is from RefSeq and is a predicted model, not a curated record. Gene Ontology annotation, biological process: sterol biosynthetic process.
AUGACCGAUAAGGAUCAAAUAUAUUAUAAGAAGGGACAUGAUAAGUUUGUGUCCAGCACCCAUUCGUGGAGAACAGUCGAAAAUGCAAUUGCAUUUAUGAUACCAAUUAUUCAGAGCCACCACAAGGUAUUGGAUGUAGGGUGUGGGCCUGGGACUAUAACCGUAGACUUUGCUCGAUACGUUCCAAAAGGUUUUGUGACAGGCAUAGAUUCUAUUGAAGAAUUGCUUGAAGAAUGCAAGGAAAAGAAGAGAGUCAAUGAGGUAACCAAUGUGGAUUUCAGAGUCGCUUCAGUAUAUGAACUUCCCUUUGAAGACAAUACCUUUGAUAUUGUUUAUGAGCAUCAAGUAUUAACUCAUUUGCAGGAUCCAGUCAAGGCCUUGAAAGAGAUGACACGAGUGACUAAACCAGGAGCAUUUGUCUGUUGUAAAGAUUUUGAUGCCGGCGCAUCUAUAAUAUACCCGAAGCGUUAUGAGGAAAUUGUGUCUCAUUUCAUUCUCAAGAGGGCAUUGUUAGCACAAUCUAAUAUUACAAUGGGAAGAUCACUAAGAGACUUGGCCCUUGCUAAUGGUUUUUCUCUGUCUCAAAUUACCUCAUCGGCGUCCGUGUGGUGUACUUCGAAUGAUGAAGAUCGUGAAAUAACUAGCCAAAUGUAUAUCCAACGGAUUCUUAAUUCAAAAGAAGCAAUACUGGAGGAUGAAGAAGAAGACAAAGCUGAUAAAAGAGAAAUGGUGCAACUCUGGAAAGAGUGGAGCACUGAUGAUCGAGGCUGGUUAACAAUCUUAAAUGGAGAAAUGAUCUGUAGAAAAUAG